Nicotiana attenuata is the source of this 1474-nucleotide messenger RNA. Its product is annotated as probable tetraacyldisaccharide 4'-kinase, mitochondrial. Gene Ontology annotation, molecular function: lipid-A 4'-kinase activity; ATP binding. The transcript has 8 exons. The record is from RefSeq and is a predicted model, not a curated record. The coding region runs from base 58 to 1260 and encodes 400 amino acids. NCBI's taxonomy places the organism in Eukaryota, Viridiplantae, Streptophyta, Magnoliopsida, Solanales, Solanaceae. Gene Ontology annotation, biological process: lipid A biosynthetic process.
AACAAACAACUCCAUUACCCUCGAUACCUUUGGCUUAUUGUUUCUUUAGUGUGUCAAAUGGAGAAACUGAGGAAAAUGGUGAACCAAAUAGCCUAUACACCGCCACAAGAAAGAUUCUAUACACUCUCCGCACUCCAACUCUCUCUAAUACCUCUUCUCUCAUUAGCUUCCACUCUCUAUGGCUUCGCACUUCCCCUCCGCCAUCGCCUUUACCAACUUGGUCUGCUUCACACAGACAGGUUGCCGGUGCCAGUGAUUAGCGUUGGGAAUUUAACUUGGGGAGGUAAUGGGAAGACUCCAAUGGUUGAAUUUCUUGCACUUUGGUUGGCUGCUGCUGGAAUUUCACCUCUUAUUCUCACAAGGGGUUAUGGUGGUGCAGAUGAAGCAAAAAUGCUCCAAAGGCAUCUGUAUGGAACACCUGUGAAGAUUGGUGUAGGUGCAAACAGGGCCGUUACGGCUGCCAGUUUUCUGAAAAGAUAUGGCCACAUCAGCCCUUGCAAGCAUGGUAACACUGAUUUGGGCAGACUUUUCUCUGAUAACAAAAAGGGAAAUAGUUCUUGUUGUGACCAAAUUGGGGUUGCAAUCCUAGAUGACGGAAUGCAGCAUAUCAGUUUGUGGCGUGACGUCGAGAUUGUAAUGGUGAAUGCAAUGAUUCCAUGGGGGAACCAUCAGUUAAUUCCACUUGGACCAUUAAGGGAACCUUUGACUGCACUUGCACGCGCAGAUAUAGUUGUAAUCCAUCAUGCGAACUUGAUCUCAGAAAAAGACGUUGAGGCCAUAGCAUCAGAAAUGCGAACAGUAAAAAAUUCUCUUCCUAUAUUCUUGAGCAGAUUGGCGCCUUUAUACUUUCUUAAAGCUCGCAACAUGUCUCACAAAUUGGCUUUGAUGGACAUCUGUAGUACACUUGUCUUAUGUGUCUCAGCGAUUGGAUCUGCUGAAUCUUUUGUUGAAACAAUAAAGAAGCUGGGGCCAACAUAUGUUGAUCGGCUAGACUUUAGUGACCACCAUUUAUUUCAAGCUAAGGAUAUUGACAUGAUCAGAAUGAGACUUCGGAAUCUUCAAUCAGACUUUGCUAUGAAGCCUAUUGUUGUUGUAACAGAAAAGGACUAUGAUAGAGCUCCCGAGGUUCUUACAUAUUUGGAUCCAUAUGAAGUGUUGGUGCUUUGCUCCUGCUUGCAAAUUCUACCUCAUAAAGGAAGCACAGAAGAAACAUUUAAGAAAUGUCUGUGGCAGCAUUUGGAAGUUAGCUGCAAGGUCUAAUCUAACACUUUUUUUGAAGGACAUAUAAGCUUCAAUUCUUAAUGCUCAGAGUAGGUAAGCUCGAUAAGUUGCACUUGAGGUGACUUCUACACAGAGCUACAUUGAGGUAUACUGUCACGACCCGGAAUUUCCACCUUCGGGACUGUGAUGGCGCCUAACAUUUCACUUGCUAGGCAAGCUAACGUUAGAGUAAUUAUUUUACCAAUUUUAAACA